AUGUCAGCUAUAUCGGGAGGUCCUAGUCGAAAAAGGAGAAGAGAAAGCGGUCUGGGACCUGAGAUCGUAGAUCUUUCUGAUGAUGACGCCUCGGUGAUAGAUCUUUCCAAUGAAAACAACAGUCUGCAAGGUUUGCCAUCGCGACACCCACAACUACGAGUGAGAUUCCCUGUAGAGGAAAGCAAUCAGCACUGGCAACCACAGGAGAGGUUUCAAAUGGAGGAGGAUGAUAGUGAUGAUGAUAUAGAGAUAUUAGCAGUCAACACAACCAACCCUGAGCCUGUAUCCUCAGACACGCGCAGAAGAGCUGACAAUAUAGAGGAGGCGCAAGAUGCCUUCCAUAUUCCAGAUGAUACAUUUGACAGCAACGAUGAUUUGGAAAUAACCGAGGUACGACAGGGCGGAUCACCAUUAACGCAUAUUUUCACACCUUUUGGGCCUGUUCACUAUCAUCCCGAACACGGUCCAGCUCUGUAUGGGAGUGAGCGAGAACAACAUCAGGAGGGUGACUUCUUGCCGUUACGUAAUGGCAGAAGGCGAACAGGCUUUGUUCCUCUUCCUUAUAAUACACAAGGUUCUCGUUUGCCUUCGUCUCCCCGCAUUAUUGGCCCACCACGGCAUCAACAACGACCACAAAGAGGACGAGGGAAUGUGCAAUCCAAUGGUCAACACAACACUAAUUUACCACAGAAUGUGCAUCCUGGAAGACAAAUUAGACCCAGAGGUCACGGUGGACGUAGACAAACUGUACACCAAGGAGGAUCAAGGAGCCACGCUUUUGCAUUAGGAGCCAUUCCAGAUUUUGUGAAUCGAGUAAAUUUUAAUUUCGGGUCCCAUGGUGAAAACCAUGUAUCUGAGUUUUUGCCGCAUUUCUUUUUCCCCAACAUUUACGGUAGGGGGGACGUGUCACCCGAUGACUUUGAAAACAGUAUAAUGCAGAGGAUUGAAGAAGAUAAUAACAGAGCUGCUGAUGCAAGAUUGGAAAGAGAAUCAAACUACAAUCGAAAGUCGAUGAUGGAGAAGCAAAAACUUGCGGCAGCCGAAAAUUCCAAGGGUACUCACACAAGUAAAAUCAACUCCGGCGAUAACCUCGUUUGCGAGUUGUGCGGUGUUACCUUGGGAGAAGGGGUACCGGAGGAUUUCAAGGGGGAUCCCAAGUACGAUCAUAAUUUUGCAAAGUAUGCUGAUCAGUAUCGGACACAAGCACCAUGGUUUUGCGUGAACCCAUUUACAAGCGCAGACCACGACCUAAGCAAAAGGAUAUUUGCCUCUAAGUGUGGACAUACAUUCUGUGGGAGGUGUGUCAAGAAUAUUGGAGGGCGGCCCACAAGAAAAGCAAAGGAUUCUCCUUCGGGUUUUACUGUAAAGAAUCCAAGCAUAUAUGCACCGACGAAAUGUCCUGCAAAAGAUUGUGCAAAGAAAUUUGUUGCAAAAGCAUUUACUGAAGUUUACUUUUAG
This is a messenger RNA of Lodderomyces margitis, 1458 nucleotides long. It is a transcript of the gene HEX3, whose product is annotated as SUMO-targeted ubiquitin ligase complex subunit. NCBI's taxonomy places the organism in Eukaryota, Fungi, Ascomycota, Pichiomycetes, Serinales, Debaryomycetaceae. Gene Ontology annotation, cellular component: SUMO-targeted ubiquitin ligase complex. Bases 1 to 1458 code for a protein of 485 amino acids. The transcript has a single exon. The record is from RefSeq and is a predicted model, not a curated record. Gene Ontology annotation, molecular function: ubiquitin-protein transferase activity.